Salmo salar (Atlantic salmon) is the source of this 2565-nucleotide messenger RNA. RefSeq lists its product as uncharacterized. The record is from RefSeq and is a predicted model, not a curated record. Gene Ontology annotation, biological process: release of cytochrome c from mitochondria; intrinsic apoptotic signaling pathway. NCBI's taxonomy places the organism in Eukaryota, Metazoa, Chordata, Actinopteri, Salmoniformes, Salmonidae. Gene Ontology annotation, cellular component: mitochondrial membrane.
CAAUAGCUACUUUCCUUACUGAGGAGUUGGCAACACUGCUGGGCGGAGAUCUCGUGCUUGAAGAUCGAAAGUGAAAGUAGAAAAAGCAUUAUAGAAGGCUUGAUGCUUUCUUAGCUUGAUGGUUAACAUUAUCACAGGUUUGUAACCCGUGUAAGGCUUAUCAUUAUCGUAACCUAUGUGGGCUAUACAUGGACCAAUGAGAUUGCGCGCAUGUCGGCCCCUUCCUCAACUGUUCAUGGAGUGUGUGCCACGGACACCACCAUUUUUUAUCAAUGCUCAGGAGCCUCGGGACGGUCAGGAGCCUCGGGACGGUCAGGAGCCUCGGGACGGUCAGGAGCCUCGGGACGGUCAGGAGCCUCGGGAUGGUCAGGAGCCUCAGGACCCGGAUGAUUCACAAAGAAUCAAACAGAACAGAAAAAGGAUGAUCAUUACAGGAGCAGCAGCAACAGUGGGAGCAGCUGCGGCGGUGGUGGGGGCACCAGUUGCCCUGGGAGUGGCAGGUUUGACUACUGUUGGGGUUGCUGCUGGAGCAACUGCAGGGGGCGCCGCAAUAGGAACAGGUACAAUUGCUGCAGCAGCAGCAGCAACAGCGGGAGCAGUUGCGGCAGUGGCAAUGGCACCAGUUGUCCUAGGAGCGAUAGGAUUUACUGCUGGUGGGAUUGCUGCUGGAUCAUAUGCAGCAAGCAUGAUGUCUGCAGCGGCUGCGGUAAAUGGAGGUGGGGUAGCAGCCGGGGGUCUUGUUGCUGUUCUACAGUCAGCAGGUGCUGCAGGGCUUUCAGGAGGGGCUACAGCGGCGCUGGGAGGUGUUGGAGCUGCACUUAGUGGAGCCGCAGGAUGGGUGGCCGCAGGAGCAGGGAUCUCAGGAGCGGCAGCAGCUACUACAGCAGCUACGGCAGGUGCUGCAGGGCUCUCUGCAACGGCUACAGCAGCCGCGGGAGGUGUUGGAGCAGCAGUUGGUGGAGCGGCGGGAUGGCUGGCCACAAGGACAAGGACACCUGAAAAGGAGGAAGGAGAAGAGACAGGAGCAGCUACAGCAGCUGCUGCAGGAGGUGCUGCAGGGCUUUCAGGAGAGGCUACAGAGGCUGUGGGAGGUGUUGGAGCAGCAGUUGGUGGAGCAUCUGAAGGGGAGGGAGGAGUCGAGGAGAGAGAGCUUUCAGGAGCGACUACAGCAGCUGCAGAAGGUGCUGCAGGGCUUUCAGGAGUGGCUACAGCAGCUGUGGGUGGUGUUAGAACAGCAGUUGGUGGAGCGGCGGGAUGGCUGUUCUCAAGAAUCGGGACGUCUAAAGAGGAGGGAGGAGAGUAGAGGGAAGAGAGAGGAUGAGAAGAGAUCCCGGAGGAGGGCCCUUUACAUCAAAACUGAUUGAUGUUAUGAAUGUUUUUUUUGUUGCUCCUUAAUUAUUUGUUAUUUUUAUAUUUUUCUCAUUGUUCAUUUUUAUUUCAGAUUUUUGAAUUUAUUUAAGUAAAUAUUUUCUCGAUAAAAAAACAUGAGCUGGUGCACACCCAGAGUAAUAGUUUGUGUGGAGGUGCUGACUAACGGCGAAUAAACUAUAAAUUAUCAAAAUAAAGAAAAUCGCACUCUCCAUGUAUAAACUCCCAGCAAUUGAACGUUUCGGCAACACUCUGCCUUCCUCAGGGUUAGGGUUAGUUGAGUUUAUAGUAAAUAUUUUCUCAACACUGUUUUUUUCUUGGUUAAAAACUUCUUAGAUUUAAUUUUUAAGGGCUUGUAAGUAAGCAUUUCACUGUAAGGUCUACCCACACCUGUUGUAUUUGGUGCAUGUGACAAAUAACACUUGAUGUGAUUUUGAUUUGAAUGAUUUCAUAAUGGUGUUAUGAGUGCAUAUGUAAACCCCCUUUUGGUGAUGCCAAAACACAUACUGGUAUAUACCCACUCAACAUGUAUUGCAAACAGAUGCAUGCACAUCCACUCAGAGGAACACUUAUGCAUAUGACAAAAUAAUCAACACACAUACUUUCAAAAUAGAAGUCUAUUGUAUAAUGGAAACAUGUUUUUUUAGUUGUCACCAUACCAGCCCUUUGACACACCAAACACAUAACAGGUGUGUAAUGUGCUUUGCGGGUGUGGUUCCCUUGCACAUGCUGAAUAAAUGUAAUUCAACCACUGAAAACCCUCCUACUUCCUGACGAACAUAUUUCCCAGUGGAGUUUCAUUCAAAGUACAUAGUUUUCAGUGCAUUUAUUUCUAAAGACAUCCCUUUAAAUUUGGUGUAAAGUCGAAUUUUCUCAACAGACUCACUAGAAUAUAUGGAGAGAAUGUUCAGAAUAUUAGAGAUCAAUGAAAGAAAGUAAUUUAAAUACACGCAUUGUCACGACCUCCACCGAAGUCGGCUCCUCUCCUUGUUCGUUCGGCGGUCGACGUCGCCGGCUUUCUAGCCAUCGCCACUCCACUUUUACAUUUUUCCAUUUGUUUUGUCUUGUUAUUUGUCAUACAUUUGUAUAUUUGUGAGUGUUUUCGCACUUGUUUACUUUUACCUGUGGCUGGAGGUUUUUGUACGCAGUUGCGUCUGUCUUUUGUGCCUCUGCCAAAUAAAGUGCGCCGAAUCACAA